AUGACGACUGGGGACAGUGACGAGAAGCAAAAGAGCACGAUCCCUAAAGAGAAGUUUGAAGGCAAAGUCCCCGCCGGACGCCCAGGGAAAGAUGAGGAUAUGGCUGGUGCUGUAUUGUUUACUGUCUCGAACCAAUACCUUAAUGGACAAACGAUUGUCGUGGACGGUGGUUACUUGCUGGCAGCCGGCACAAUCUAA
Molecule: messenger RNA, 198 nt
Organism: Penicillium psychrosexuale
Lineage: Eukaryota; Fungi; Ascomycota; Eurotiomycetes; Eurotiales; Aspergillaceae
Exons: 1
Coding region: 1-198 (65 amino acids)
Source: RefSeq, a predicted model, not a curated record